Molecule: messenger RNA, 1374 nt
Organism: Caenorhabditis bovis
Lineage: Eukaryota; Metazoa; Nematoda; Chromadorea; Rhabditida; Rhabditidae
Source: the annotation of a GenBank genome assembly
AUGGCAACGACGGCCGAUUCGUCGACGGUCUGGCAGACUGUGCAACCGUCGGAUGCAACGAAGGAUACUUCGUCGACAGGCCUCAUCGCAGCAGAGAGCUCGACGGUGUAUGGUCAGAGCAGCUCGGCAACGACCGCCGCAGCUUCAUCGUCAUCGUCGUCAGCCGCAUCGUACUACGGUUCCUACCCGUCGGGAUAUACAAUGUACGCCAGCGCCGCGAAUCCAGCCGCUUACUAUCAGGUGGCGUCGAACCUUCGCGCGCAGAACGCCGCCGCCGCCACCGCCGCAGCGUUUCCCUACGGUCUCGCCGCGAAUUCAUCGUAUUACUCAGCUUCCUAUCCUGUCGAUUAUUCUGCCUAUAAUAACCCGUAUUACUCAAACUUGCGGGGUCCAUACUAUAAUCCUCUGAAUCCGGCAGCAGCUUAUGCAUCUGUUGCGAAUUCGUUGAAUUCUGAAAGUUCAUUCUCAAACGAUUCGAAUGCAUUCGCCUUGAAAGAACCCACGAAGAAGCCGAAAUCGAAAAAGAAGAAGACCGGAUCGUGUUCGCCUGGAGAUGAAACGUAUGCAAGGGUUUUCAUUUGGGAUAUUGAUGAUAUCACAAUGCUAUCGAGGAAUAUUAUAGCGCAUGUAACUCAGCAUGUUCCACCAUUCGCUCCUGCCGGUAUCUACUUACAUCAGUUGAUUGAGCGACUGGUCGGACUUCAUUUUACCGAUAUGAAUGAGCUGCAGGAAGGAGACGUUGUGAAUAUCGAAGACGCCGUUGUCGACGAAUCUAUAAUUGAAGGACCAAUUGAUAAUUUGAGGGGAUUGGACAUAAUGCGAAGAGUUGCUCCCAAAUACGCGUCUCUUCGUCAAUUCUACCAAGAAAUGUCAAUUUUAAAUCAAGAAGUUCCCAAAAAAGAUGAUAACACUUUAAUUAAUUAUAAAUUAAUCGAGCGUUGCGGAAUGACGUCACAGGAAGAGCACAUUUACCAAGCCGCCGUUCAUCUUCAGUCGUUGUUCAAUCAACGUUGGCAGACAGCCAAUCGGUGUUUGGAGUUAGUUACUAAACGAUCUGCGGAAUCUAUAGAGAAAUACGCGAACGUUGUGAUUUGCAAUGAAGGAAUUGCAUAUGCUGCUGCGCAAUUGUUGGUUGCUGGACAAUCCUCGUCGGUUCCGAUUGACAACAUUUAUUCAACGACGAAAGCUGGAAAGGAAGCAAUAUUCGAGAAAAUUCAAAGUAGAUAUGGAAAGAAGUGUAGUUUUGUUUCGGUUACUUCGUCGCCGGAAACCACGACUGUUGCAAAAAAGCUUUCAAUUCCUGUUUGGCCCGUCUCAGCAAGUGAAGACCUUGAGAAACUGUUUACUGCAACAAGAAAUUAUUUGCUCGGAUGA